UAUAUAUCAUAUAUGUGUAUUAUGCAAAUAUAUAUAUUGAAUAUUUAUUCAAAGAGAAUGAUUAGAUCUCUCAUUCGACCUUCCUUGCUCUGUUUCAGAACCAAAGAUCUGUCUUUUCUCACACAUCGUCAAAUUUUCAGCGUCCCAACAAAACCACCUACCAAAGGCCUAUUUAACGUUGUUAUCAAGUCUAAAUUUGGGAAUUCGUUCAAUUCCAGAUCGAUGUCAGCGUCCGUGAGUUCUCCAUCUCGUGCCAUGGAACAACCAAUUGAUAAAAUUCUCGCUGCAACAAACGACAACCAUGGAGGUGUUAUUGUGGAAAUGACGACUGAGCCCAUGGACGCUGGUGUUUUCACUUCUUUACUUAGAGCUUCAAUUUCACAUUGGAGACAACAGGGUAAGAAGGGUGUUUGGAUAAAAAUUCCUAUCGAGCUUGGAAAUCUUGUUGAACCUGCUCUCAAGGAAGGAUUUUACUACCACCAUGCCGAGCCAAAAUAUUUGAUGCUUGUACAUUGGAUUCCUGAAAGUGUCAAUACUCUCCCAGUGAAUGCCACACACCGAGUCGGUAUUGGUGCUUUCGUCAUGAAUGGAAACAAAGAGGUGCUGGUGGUCCAAGAAAAGAGUGGACGAUUCCGUGGAACAGGCGUGUGGAAGUUCCCCACAGGAGUGGUUGAAGAGGGUGAAGAUAUUUGUGAUGCAGCUGUGAGAGAAGUAAAAGAGGAGACAGGAAUUGACUCGAAAUUUUUGGAAAUACUAGCAUUCAGACAAAGCCAUAAGGCGUUCUUUGAGAAGUCAGAUUUAUUCUUUGUUUGCAUGUUGCAAGCGCUCUCCUUUGACAUCCAGAAGCAGGAAUUGGAGAUAGAGGCAGCCCAGUGGAUGCCAUUCGACGAAUAUACAGCUCAACCCUUUGUCCAGGAAAACGAGCUUCUUAAGUACAUGCUUGACAUAUGCUUAGCAAAGAAAAAUGGAGAAUAUUCUGGGUUUUCUCCAGUGCCUACUACAACGAGUUUUUCUAACGAAAAGAGCUACUUGUACUUAAAUUUGCAGGACCUGAACCGCCGCAGCCACUAAGAUUCGCUUCUCUGCCCAUAAAUUUGAAUCAUUCUGACAUCUUCAUUCUGUAAUUUUAUUUACAUAUCACGUGAUUCAUCGUGACAUUAAUUCUAUUUCAGAUCAUUAGAUGUCCAGUGAUGCCCUCUUGAGGAGAAGCGUAGUGGGUGAAUUGUUUUCUACUUUUAUGUAUUUAUUCCUUUUGAGCAAUUGCUUCAUGCUACUUAUAAGUUAAAAUGCACAUGUGAUAUGAUCUUACAGAGAUUUCUAAGCAACUGACAAUUACAGAAUUGCAAUAUAAGUUGUCUUCUUCA
Molecule: messenger RNA, 1364 nt
Organism: Cornus florida
Lineage: Eukaryota; Viridiplantae; Streptophyta; Magnoliopsida; Cornales; Cornaceae
Product: nudix hydrolase 2
Exons: 9
Coding region: 13-1071 (352 amino acids)
Molecular function (GO): NAD binding; NADH pyrophosphatase activity; ADP-ribose diphosphatase activity
Source: RefSeq, a predicted model, not a curated record